AUGCCUGUUGAAAAUCACAAUCAAUUAAACUUCCCUCGCCUUCGCUGCAGAUUAAACGUCCUGCGUAGGCGUUUUGCUCGUGGCGCAAUUUGCUGCGCAAAUCGGCCUAUAAAUAGUGUCGCCACUUUUCGAACACCACAUCCAGUAUUCCGCAUCCGGUUAGGCCACCCGGUAGUUGUCAGCUUGAGAAAACAACUCAAUAACCCACGCCGUGUCCCCGAGAUGCAGUCCGUCACAGUCGUCGUCGUCGUUGCCGUACUGCUGUCCGUGUGUACGCUUGGCUGUAUGGCCCAGUACGGUGGGUAUGCACCGCACCCGAAACCAGCCCCGAAACCGGCCCCGGUCUACCAUCACGCCCCUGCACCGAUGCAUCACGGUGGAGCGUAUCAUGGCGGUAAGGGAGGACAUGUGCCGUGUGGCGCAAAUCUGCUCGUGUCCUGCUCACCCCACGUGGCACACGUACCGUGUGUGCCAGCCCACGGCCAUGGAGGACAUCAGCAACACGGUGGCUAUCAGCACGGUGGAUACCGAGCGUUCGACCAGGCCGAAACGGAAGCCGACGAAUGAGUUGCUGCGAGUUGAAGGAAGACCCAG
Anopheles maculipalpis is the source of this 594-nucleotide messenger RNA. RefSeq names its product vitelline membrane protein 15a-1-like. The record is from RefSeq and is a predicted model, not a curated record. NCBI's taxonomy places the organism in Eukaryota, Metazoa, Arthropoda, Insecta, Diptera, Culicidae.